GACAAGGCAAUCAAUUUUGAUUACGCCCACGCAACGCCUAUGCCUGUAAUUGUCCCAGGGACUCUCUACGUCACAUUAUCUGGCAAUCUGACCUCUGACCUGCCUAGAAGAGUCAACGUAUACAUCAACAUAAAGAAAUAUUUCUUCGGGUUCCCUUUCUCUGUUCCCUGCUUUAGUGACGGGAUCGGAUCAUGGUGAGUAAUGAAUGAGUGAGGGGUCAGUUAUGGUCUGGUCAAUGGUCAGUCGUGGCCGUGUGACGGGUCGGGGUCAAUAGUCAUAGUGGUCAGAAUUGUCUAUUUAAAUACUCGGCAGUGGCUGUUUGCGUGAAUAGUUGGGAGUUUUUAGUGGUCAGUAUUGGGUAGUUUAGUGUUUAGCAGGGGCCAUUCUAAUGGACAGUAGUGUCUUUUUGUUUGAGCAGUGGCGAUUUGAAUAGUUCCAAUAGCAGGGGCUUUCUGUGGUGUGUACUGACAUUUGAAUAGUUCCAAUAGCAGGGGCUUUCUGUGGUGUGUACUGACAUUUGAAUAGUUCCAAUAGCAGGGGCUUUCUGUGGUGUGUACUGACAUUUGAAUAGUUCCAAUAGCAGGGGCUUUCUGUGGUGUGUACUGACAUUGAAGGAAUCAUGAUUUGAAUAGUUCAAAUAGCAGGGGCUUUCUGUGGUGUGUACUGACAUUGAAGAAAUCAUGAUUUGAAUAGUUCCAAUAACAGGGGCUUUCUGUGGUGUGUACUGACAUUUGAAUAGUUCCAAUAGCAGGGGCUUUCUGUGGUGUGUACUGACAUUUGAAUAGUUCCAAUAGCAGGGGCUUUCUGUGGUGUGUACUGACAUUUGAAUAGUUCCAAUAGCAGGGGCUUUCUGUGGUUUGUACUGACAUUUAAGAAAUCAUGUUGUCAUUAUUUUCAUGGUGACAUUAUGGUGCCCAUCUGUCUGGUGCCCAUCUGUCCCCGUAAGUUAAUUUUGUAGGGUCAAUAAAACAGGUCAACUAAACAGUUAAUUUAUUGCAUUUGUUCACCCACUAGAUAUUUUACUGCAGAAGUAUUCUCUCUCUCACUCUCUCUCUCUCUCUCUGUCUCUGUCCCCGCUCUGUCCCACGCAGUUCGUACGAAAACAUCUGUAGACAGCUGGAACAGUACGAGGCGACUGGAUGUCCCAAGGCACUGCGACAUUUUGGCAUUCCCUGUCAUUGUCCAUUUUCUCCUGGACAUUUCAACAUCACACAUCUGCCCAUCAAUGUGCCGAGAAUUCACGGACUUGCCACCACUCUCGUCAACGUGAGUAAAUCCAUGACAUUAGUGACAUGUAAGUGACACAUGACAUUAGUGACAUGUAAGUGACACAUAAUUGUAGUGACAUGUUGGUGACAAAUGACAUAAGUUACCUUUUUAUAACAUGAUAUUGGAGACAUUUUGGUGGCAUAUUAUACUAAUUAUAGGAGAUACAUGCUGUGACAUCUGAUCUUAGUGACAAAUUGGUAAGAUAUGAAAUUAGUGACAUGUCGGUGACCAAUGUUUAGUGUCAUGUUGUGGCCUAACACAUGUGAUACGUCGAUGAUCAAUGUUUAGUGUCAUGUUGUGGCCUAACACAUGUGAUAUGUCGGUGACCAAUGACUUUUGUGACCUGUUGGUGAUGUAUGACAUGUAUGACAUAUUGCAAACACAUCUUUCUUGCUAUACAUAUAUGCAAGUCAUCGGUGUAACAUGAACUUGAUUUCAUUGACGUAACGACGUCGUAAUGCAUUCAUGGACUACGUCACUCAAUAGUUAGGAACUCAAUCUCAUUCAAUAAUGGACUCCAUGGACUCAAUAGUUAGGAACUCAAUCUCAUUCAAUAAUGGACUCCAUGACUCAAUAGUUAGGAACUCAAUCUCAUUCAAUAAUGGACUAUAUACUCAGUGGUUAGGAAUUCAGUCAAUCUCAUCCAACAACUUCUCGUAUUUAAAUGUAAAAUAAAAAUAAUAGGUUAUUUACAGGUAUAGUUUGUGAGUUUAAUAUAAUGGCAUGACCAUUGGUUAAAUUUUAACGGCAUGUGAUAGGUUUUAACAACAAGAAAUUUAGUCGUAAUAUAUUAUACCGAUGUGUUAAAUUUGAUAAUUUUAUUCUUAUUUUAAUCAAUGAAAUAGUUCGAUUAGAUGUUAACAUAAAAGUUCGAUAAGAUUUCCGUCCAAUGCUGACGUCAUGUUUAUCUCUGACCAUCUACGACAGGGCGACUAUCAGCUGGAGCUCAGAAUCAUUGAAGAGGACGGACCGGAGCUGGGGUGUCUUCGUGUCAACUUUUCUCUCAAGAAACGCCACCGUGGGUGGCUGUUCAAGAUCUGA
Lymnaea stagnalis (great pond snail) is the source of this 2310-nucleotide messenger RNA. NCBI's taxonomy places the organism in Eukaryota, Metazoa, Mollusca, Gastropoda, Lymnaeidae. The record is from the annotation of a GenBank genome assembly.